This is a messenger RNA of Monopterus albus (swamp eel), 3230 nucleotides long. It is a transcript of the gene ssbp4, whose product is annotated as single stranded DNA binding protein 4. Gene Ontology annotation, molecular function: single-stranded DNA binding; protein binding. The record is from RefSeq and is a predicted model, not a curated record. Bases 224 to 1327 code for a protein of 367 amino acids. Lineage: Eukaryota; Metazoa; Chordata; Actinopteri; Synbranchiformes; Synbranchidae. Gene Ontology annotation, cellular component: nucleus. Gene Ontology annotation, biological process: positive regulation of transcription by RNA polymerase II. The transcript is spliced from 18 exons.
ACUGUGCCUGAUUUGUGGCCAAUGUUGGAGAUGUAAAAAAAAAAAAACGAAGCGAAAGAGAGGGAGGGAGAGGAGAGAGAAGAAGGAGGGAGGAGAUGGGGGAGGAGGAGGAGAAGGGGGGGAGGAAAAACACUAAAGGGGUAGCUAUGGAGAUGGAGCGUUUUCCUGGCUGCUUUCUUUGACAGGUGUUGAGUGGGGCAAAAGUCUUAAAACAGAAUCCAGCAUGUACGCCAAAGGUAAAGGAGCUGUCGUCCCUUCCGAUAGCCAGGCGAGAGAAAAGUUAGCUUUAUAUGUGUAUGAGUAUUUGCUGCAUGUCGGCGCACAGAAAUCAGCACAGACCUUCCUGUCAGAGAUCCGAUGGGAGAAGAAUAUCACACUUGGGGAACCUCCAGGAUUUUUACACUCAUGGUGGUGUGUAUUCUGGGAUCUGUACUGCGCUGCCCCGGACCGGAGGGAGACAUGCGAACAUUCCAGCGAGGCCAAGGCUUUCCAUGACUAUAGUGCGGCUGCUGCCCCCAGUCCAGUGAUGGGCAACAUGCCUCCCAAUGAUGGCAUGCCAGGAGGACCCAUGCCCCCAGGCUUCUUUCAAGGUCCCCCAGGAUCUCAGCCUUCCCCUCACACGCAGCCUCCUCCUCACAACGCCAGUAAUCCCAUGAUGGGACCUCACGGACAGCCAUUCAUGUCUCCACGGUACCCAGGCGGCCCCAGGCCCUCCCUCCGUAUGCCAAAUCAGCCUCCUGGGAGCAUUCCAGGGUCACAGCCCCUCCUGCCAAACAGCCUGGACCCCACCAGACCUCAAGGGCAUCCAAACAUGGGAGGUCCAAUGAGAAUGAAUCCCCCCAGAGGCAUGGGAGGCAUGGGCCCACAGAACUAUGUUGGGGGUCCUGGUGGCAGAGGCCCAUGGCCGAACCCCAACACCAACUCAAUAGCUUACUCAUCUUCAUCUCCAGGCAACUAUGUGGGCCCUCCAGGGGGAGGCGGCCCACCAGGAACUCCCAUCAUGCCUAGCCCCGGAGAUUCAACAAACUCAAGUGAAAACAUCUACACAAUGAUGAACCCAAUCGGCCCUGGUGGAAAUAGACCGAAUUUCCCAAUGGGGCCUGGUCCUGAUGGGCCAAUGGGUGGGAUGGGUGCCAUGGAGCAGCAUCAUAUGAAUGGAUCAUUAGGCUCUGGUGACAUGGAUGGGUUGCCAAAGAAUUCUCCCAACAACAUGGCAGGCAUGAACAAUCCCCCUGGCACUCCACGGGAUGACGGCGAGAUGGCAGGCAACUUUUUAAACCCAUUCCAAAGUGAAAGUUAUUCACCCAACAUGACGAUGAGUGUGUGAUUUUUAUUUUAUUUUAUUUUAUUUUUUUAUUUUACUUUUUUCAUCCCCUCCUUUUCCUAAUCUCCCUCUCCCUUUGGCCCUGGUGCGUCUUGUAUUACCUUCCUACCUCCCUCCCUGCCUCCUCUUCCUCGUGGAAGAUGUGCUGUGCCACACAGCCCUUUGAGAUGCCCCUGGACAACAGGACUCCCCUCAAGGUCUCCCAUCCCAGUGCCUGUAGAAUGGGUAUAAGAACAUGAAAUGGCCUCCAAGCAACAGCAAGGAUCUCCUCUCUGCUUCUCUCUGCCUGCCAGCCCCUGUCAAGGGUCUUAGGACAGUGAGAGCCUGAACCUGUUCCACGCCUGUCUCUCCCAAACCCAAAACCUGCCCUCAUGGGUGGCAUUCAAGACCAAUCAAGAUGCCCCUCUGUACCUACCAAAACCCCAUUAUAUCAUGCUGAUCAUAACUUACGGGGGUACGCAGUAGUUGACUGACAGGGGCUGAAAACUCUCAAUCAAACACCCCUCCUGCUCCUGUGGCAGAAAAGAAAAUAAGUAAUGAACUGAUAAUGUUAUUUUAUGGCAAGAAUGGUUUUCAUUAAAUGUUUGUAUUAUUUGUUGCUGAUGAUAAUAUUAUUGCUAUAAUUUUCAUAAUUGAUAUUAUUCUACUAAUGUAGUUAUGAUUUCCUGUAAAGGGCACAUUUGAUCUCAGCAGCAGCAUCAACAAUGACAGAAUAAGCACAUGCUCAGAAAAUGCACAAUGAUUAUCUGUUUACAGAUUUUAGGUUAUUUGUUUGCGUUGUUUUUGUCACAGUCUGUCUUACGUCACAUACCUCUCCUUAAAACCUUCUGAGCUUAUAUCCUGUCUUUGCCUUCUAAAUGUUUGUAGCACCAUUUCUAUGAACUUUCAAAGUAAAAGUGAUCAGAAUAAUUGAUUAUGUUCACCUAAUGAAGUAGUUUGUGCCAAGGUGUUUACUGUAUAUCUUGGCUAAAACUAUUCAUGCAGUUAAAUCAGAGACUUUCACAGAGCAUUGAUGUUUUCUGGCACAAGGUGUCUGUUGAUGCACCUGAAUGGAUGUCUAGCUCUCCUGUCUUUAUUAGCACCCUUUCUCACUAUGAUUUUACUGCAACACAGUGGCUCUGCUGAAACCCUAAGAUGAUGUCAGGACAUGCCAGUUCUUGUUCACUAACAGAGCAAGAGAGCAGUUUGUGGAUCUCUUCUAUAGUUUGGUCUUGUCUGUAAAUACAACAUAUUUACUAUAGCUUGUAUUGUGGUUGUUUUAUUAUUUGCUAUAUACACAUUGUCUGUGAAUCCUAAAAAGUGGUUCCUUCCUCGUCUUCACUUUGUUUGAUUUCAGCCUCACUGUGGACUCCCAAGUGGUACUGUUUACCCUUCCAGGACUCAUUCUGGUCUCUCACCAGGGUUGAACUUGCAGAUCCUCUAGGAUCCACUUUCUCAACUCAGACAAAAUGGGCUAAAACUGUCUCUUUGGAGCUCCCAUCAACUGGUUCUCUCAACAAGUCCUUUAUGCGUGGGAUGGUGGAUCCAGUGUACUGGGGAGGUGUAGCAGCUCUGAUGAUUGGAGCAGAGAGAUGCAUGUUAAGAGACCACAUGACUCUAAAAAAGAGGAACAAUGAUGGUUUGUAGAUUGUUUUCAGCAGAUGUUUAUUUUAAAUGUAUUCAACUGAGGAAAAAAAAUGAAAGCCCAUUGAAUCUGCACACAAAGAAAAAGCAUAUUAUGCUAUUUGUUUCUUUCUGUAUGGUAUGUACUUCUGGCUUGAUUAAAUCUCUGUCACUGUGUCAAAGGGAUGAAUUAUCUCAUGGCAUCACUGCAGCACCUAUGUCAUGGCUGUGCUCAAACCAACAAUAACAGCCAUUGUAGCCUCAGUGGGUGAUGGUGAUGUACUAAUCAAUUUUCUGAUAUCAA